Cutaneotrichosporon cavernicola is the source of this 435-nucleotide messenger RNA. RefSeq lists its product as uncharacterized. The coding region runs from base 1 to 435 and encodes 144 amino acids. The transcript has 6 exons. NCBI's taxonomy places the organism in Eukaryota, Fungi, Basidiomycota, Tremellomycetes, Trichosporonales, Trichosporonaceae. The record is from RefSeq and is a predicted model, not a curated record.
AUGCUCCCUCGGCCCAACAAGGAGUCCAAGACUGCCAACCUCAUCCAGCAGUACGAGGACCGCCUGUACAGCCAAAACGAGAAGAGAAGCAAGAAGAUCAUCGACGAGGCAACCGAAUUCUACGACGAGCUCGUGAAGGACUACAGCGUUGCCCGCGGCGGCGGCGAGCUCCAGGCUCAGUGCCAGGCCCGCUUCGCCCAGCUAGUCGCGAACCUCGAGACACAAGACAACAUCAUCGCCGACGCGUACAUUGCAAUCGAGAAGUACAGUUCCGACACGGAACGCGUCAUGGCCAAGGAGGUAGAGCUCGUCAGAGCCGAGCUCGACCGCUCGAUGGCGGAGUCGACGACGGCCAAGGCUGGCAUCCAGAAGGCGCAGGCACUGGAGCACUCGACGCUCAGCGCCGUCGACAUCACCGCGUCGGUACGCCUGUAG